Molecule: messenger RNA, 2634 nt
Organism: Scatophagus argus
Lineage: Eukaryota; Metazoa; Chordata; Actinopteri; Scatophagidae
Gene: scinla
Product: scinderin like a
Exons: 17
Coding region: 109-2283 (724 amino acids)
Biological process (GO): actin polymerization or depolymerization; actin filament severing; barbed-end actin filament capping
Cellular component (GO): actin cytoskeleton; cytoplasm
Molecular function (GO): phosphatidylinositol-4,5-bisphosphate binding; actin filament binding
Source: RefSeq, a predicted model, not a curated record
CAGACCUGAGCGCAGACAAACUGGGUGGAAACCUGGAAGAGCAGCAGUGUCAGUCUCAUACCCAGCACCUAUCUUCACCUGUCUUCUCCUCAACAGGGCCUGUGCACUAUGGCAUAUCACAAACAGUUUGAGACUGCGGGGAAAAAGCCUGGCCUGCAGGUGUGGCGGGUGGAGAAAAUGGAUUUGGUGCCUGUCCCCACUGAAGUUCAUGGAGACUUCUACACCGGAGACUCUUACAUACUGCUCAACACCAUCUCCACCUCUCCCCCUUCUUACAACAUUCACACGUGGAUUGGCAACGAGGCUUCUCAGGAUGAGAGAGGGAGUGCUGCCAUCUUCAUGACGCAGCUUGAUGACUUCCUGAAUGGAGCCCCAAGACAGUUCUCUGAGUUUCAAGGCCAAGAGUCAGUCACCUUUCAGGGCUACUUCAAGACUGGCAUCAAAUACAAGCAAGGAGGAGUAGCCUCAGGCUUCAACCAUGUGGUGACCAAUGACGUUAAUGUGAAACGUCUGCUGCAUGUGAAAGGCCGACGCAUGAUCAGAGCUUCGGAGGUCGACCUGAACUGGAAGAGCUUCAACAGCGGAGACUGCUUCAUCAUUGACUUGGGAAAGAACAUCUACAGCUGGUUUGGCAGCACAAGCAACUUCUUGGAACGGCUGAAAACCACUGAGCUGGCCGUUGCCAUCCGAGACAACGAGCGAAAUGGCCGGGCUGAAAUAGAAAUGAUUGAUGAAGGCUCUGAGCCAGAAGCUGUCAUUAAAUUGCUUGGAUCCAAGCCUGACCUCUCACCAGGAAGCAGUGAUGAAUCCACCGAUAAGAAGAACAAGAAGCAGGCAUCUCUCUACUUGAUUUCUGAUGCUACAGGCUCCAUGACUACAACCCUGGUACAUGCUGAAAACCCUUUCAAACAAGACAUGCUCUCCCAGAGUGAAUGCUACAUCUUGGACAAUGGAGGAGACAAUAAGAUAUUUGUUUGGAAAGGGAGGGAUGCAAAUGCAGAUGAGCGCAAAGCAGCAUUUCUUGUUGCAAACAAGUUCAUUAAAGACAACAAUUACCCAUCAAAUACUCAGGUACAGGUCUUGCCAGCAGGGGGGGAGACCACAAUGUUUAAACAGUUCUUCUUUAACUGGUUGGACAAGGAUGAGACCACAGGGCCAAGUCAGGCCUACACCAUUGGUAGGAUUGCUAAAGUGAAGCAGAUUCCCUUUGACUCCUCCACACUCCACAGCAACAAGAUUAUGGCAGCCCAGCAUGGCAUGGUGGAUGAUGGUUCAGGGAAAGUCCAGAUUUGGCGUGUGGAAGGAGGUGAUAAAGUGCCUGUAGACCCAUCCACCUAUGGACAGUUCUUUGGAGGAGACUGUUACCUGGUGCUGUACUCCUACAACCUGGGAGGCAGAGAGAAGCAUAUCAUCUACACCUGGCAAGGGCAAAAGUGCAGUAAGGAUGAACUGACCGCGUCAGCAUUCCUCACUGUCAACUUGGAUGAUUCCAUGGGUGGAGUAGCUACUCAGGUUCGUGUCACUCAGGGGCAAGAACCUCCCCAUCUCGUCAGUGUGUUUAAAGACAAGCCUUUGGUCAUUCACCUUGGUGGGACAUGCCGCGAGCAUGGCGAGAGCAAGCCUGGCAGCACACGACUCUUCCACAUCCGCCAGAGCUCCACCAAAGCCACACGAGCUGUCGAGGUGGAGCCUGUUGCCUCCUCCCUGAAUACGAAUGAUGUGUUUGUGCUAAAGUCACCCGAGUCGCUGUUGGUGUGGAGAGGAAAGGGGGCGACUCCUGAGGAGAUGGCUGCAGCGAAGUAUGUUGCUGGCCUUCUUGGAGGAAAUGCCACCGAAGUUGAAGAGGGCAAAGAGCCAGCUGGUUUCUGGGCAGCACUGGGUGGAAAGCGGCCCUACCAGACCUCCAAGACCCUACAGAACACAAUCAGACCCCCACGGCUGUUUGCCUGUUCAAACAAAACUGGCAGGCUGAUAGCUGAGGAGGUCCCUGGUGAAUUCACACAGACUGAUCUGGCAACUGAUGAUGUCAUGAUUCUGGACACAUGGGCUCAGCUCUUUGUUUGGGUCGGAGGGGAUGCCAAUGAAACUGAGAAAACUGGAUCAGUCAAGAUUGCUCAAGACUAUGUGGAUUCAGACCCAUCUGGCCGCCGCGGUAUCCCCACCACCACAAUUAAACAGGGGGAGGAGCCACCCUCCUUCACCGGCUGGUUCCAUGCCUGGGACGCCAAGAUGUGGGACACAGAUAUCUUGCAUUCCAUGCAAGAACGUAUCAAAAAGCAUUAGUAGACACCGCAUAGAACAGUAGCAUCUGCAGAACACCUUCAAUUAUCCAUUGCUUAGCCUUUUCUGUUGUACUGCAAAGAACAACCAACCUGUAACAUGUAAUUUCUUUGCAACUUGUUUUCAUUCUUCCUUUUAUGUAUUAAAACACCAAGCUGACAAGUGUUUACGAUCCAGUGAGAAACCGAAAUGCAUUUUUUCUUUUUAUCUUCAUAAAGUCAAACAGGAGAUAUUGGCAUUUUAAAGGUCUGUGUGUGACAAAAAGAAUGUAUAUUUUUAUGUAGAAUUUCCCUUUUUACAGCCUAGUUUGCAAAGACAUUGUGAAAUUCAAAAUUUUAAUAAAAGACUGACCUU